Molecule: messenger RNA, 519 nt
Organism: Saprolegnia parasitica CBS 223.65
Lineage: Eukaryota; Oomycota; Saprolegniomycetes; Saprolegniales; Saprolegniaceae
Exons: 5
Coding region: 1-519 (172 amino acids)
Source: RefSeq, a predicted model, not a curated record
AUGCUUUCGACGGCGCCGCUGCCGCUCGGCUACGGCGCGUAUACGUUCGUGCUGGGCGUUGACUCGUGCUUCCUGCUUGGCGCGUGGCUCUGGGCUGCUUCGAUCCACCCGCUGCCCAAGACGUACCUCUCCGAAAUCAUCUUCCCCGUCGAGCUCUGCGCCCGCGCCUUGGCCUCCACCAUGCUGGCAACGCUCUCGUUCCUCGGCUUCUGGGUCUUCAUGUGGCUCCCCGACGAGCCGUGGGCGCUGCGCGCGGCCUUUCUCGCCGAGUCGAUGACCUGGGCCAUGUCAACGUGGCUCAUUUGGAUGGAGCACCGCCGGAGCUUGACGACUUCGACGCUCCUGCGCUUCUUCUGGGUGUUUCGCUGGGCGCUCAUGACCAAGUCCCUCUACUCGGCGAUCACGUCGAUGACCUCGUGGUGGGACGAGGUCGCCCACGCCAAGCUCGCGCUGCACUGCGUGGUGUACGGCAGCUUUACGUGCCUUGCCAAGUGCUCGCGCUGUCUCGCCAACGCAUGA